Messenger RNA from Plutella xylostella (diamondback moth), 807 nucleotides. Its product is annotated as myrosinase 1. The record is from RefSeq and is a predicted model, not a curated record. Lineage: Eukaryota; Metazoa; Arthropoda; Insecta; Lepidoptera; Plutellidae. Gene Ontology annotation, biological process: carbohydrate metabolic process. Gene Ontology annotation, molecular function: beta-glucosidase activity.
AUGAACUCCUAUUUUUGUCGCAGGAUAUCCCUGGCCAACCACUUCGUCUGGUACGAGGGCGACGCGACAGCCGCUGACGACGCCGCCGCUGAACUCAUGAGGCAACAAAGUUACGGUCUAUACUGCCACCCGAUCUUCUCUUCGGAAGGCGGUUGGCCGCAGUCCGUGGCGAAGGUCAUAGCAGAGAACAGCAAGAGGGAGGGCUACCCCUUCUCCAGACUGCCCGAGUUCACGCAGGAAGAGAUUGAGCUGGUCAGAGGCACCUACGACUACCUCGGCCUCAACCACUACACGAGCCGCACGGUGAUCCAGCACGCGUCCGCCGACACUCUGCCGGCCAACAUCGCCUUCACCGGGUCGACGGAGUUCAAUGUGUCCUUCUCUGGACGGGAGGAGUGGGGCGCUGGCAGCUCGUUCUGGUUUAGGAUCAACCCGCCUGGCCUCCGCAGCGUGAUGCGUUGGAUCAAGCAGGAGUACGGCAACGUGGACAUCCUCAUCACAGAGAACGGCUACUCGGACAAGCCCAACACCAUCAACGAUGAUGCUAGGGUCGACUACUAUAGGGGUUAUUUGGAGCAGGUGCUCCUGUCUAUCAAAGAAGAUGGCGUCAAUGUAACCGGAUACACUGCGUGGACGCUCAUGGACAACUUCGAAUGGAUUGAGGGAUACACGAGCACCUUCGGCCUGUACCAGGUGGACUUCAGCCAGGCGGACCGCCCGCGCACGCCGCGCAAGUCCGCCCGUUACUACGCUAGCAUCGUGAAAGCAAAUUCUUUGGACGUACCGGUGCCGAAAGAUGAAUUGUAA